AAAAUGAACAUAAUGACCAAUGCUUUAAUGCUUUAUAUAGAUUGAUUUGGUGUUGUUGUGACUCAGUUUUCAGGAUCUCAUAGGUGAGGUGAGAUAUGAUAAAAAUAAUGCUUCAGUAUCUUCUGCAUAAUUUAAGAGUCAUUGUUAUUUGGGACACAACCUACACUUCGGGCGUGGAAGCUAGUUUUUUUGGAUAUGAUGGUCUGGAUUGAAAACAGACACUAGCAUAAUGUUAUAAUACUAUAUAGCAUUGAAUUGUGACCUUCAAUUAGGGAGCUAUUUGGUGGGCAUUCUAUUGCUCAUUAUGUACUUUUGCUUGAAUCAAUGCAUGAUAUUGCUAUAGCUGAUCAAUUCUUUAGUAUUUGUCCAACUUGAAGUUUUUCUAAUCAAUUCAAUGGGCUGAAGCUGCCUAUUUCACUUUUAUUUCUUUGUUUCUUUCUUCUAUAGUUUCUUCCAUUUUCUUUUCUUGUCAUUCUUCUCUGAAAUUUUCCCUUUCGGGGCAUAGUGCUGACCACGUAGUCCAGAGGGUCCUUUUUUGUCCCUAUAAAGACUGUAUUGUUGGGCAGAAAUUCUUACAUAUCUAUAUUUUCCAUUAACACUGCAGCUGAUUGAUGGAUUUUAGGCCUUGCAGAAUGAAUUACAAGGAUAAGUUUGGCCACUCGAAAGGCACCAUGAAUCUUUUGUAUCUUCUUCUGAGCUUUCUGAGUUUAGAAGCACUAUUUGUUUUGGUGUGCUGUUUAUAUAGAAAGAUAUGUUUGCAGGAAAUUUUAGAUGGAAAUUCGCCAGGCUGAUGCUUCUUUACUUGUCUACAGUUAUAAAAAAGGCAUACUUCUUGCUGCAGCUUUGGUGGUGGUACUCACAAGAACUGUAACUCAGCUGUUAGCAAGCACAUGGCUGUUAUGAACAUGGCAAUUCCAUCUGAGUUGAACGAGGAUAGGAUCAGCAAUCUUCCGUGGAAUGUCCAAGACAUUAUUUUUGGGAAGCUACCAUUAGUUGAUGCUGUGAGGACUAGUGUUUUGGCAAAGGAAUGGAGAUACAAAUGGCUUUCCCUCUCAGAGUUUACCCUCAAUUCUGAUGUAGUUACUUCUGUGCGCAAGGCUGGGGACCUUAAAUGGGAGAUAGUUGCUAGUAUCAUCAACAAAUUCCUGAUUCAUCACAGCGGCCCAAUCAAAACAUUUUCCCUGAAGACAUAUUGUCGCACACAUUAUCCUGAUAUGUAUCAAUGGUUUCAGUAUCUCUCAGAACAAGCUGUCGAGGUAUUAAUAUUUGAAGAGUUCUGCAGGGAACCCUUUGAGAUGCCUUCACAUCUGUUUGCGUUUAAGAAACUGAAGUUCUUGUUCCUGAUGAACUGUUCUUUACAAAUUCCAUCUACCUUUGGAAAAUUCAACUCUCUGAGUGAACUCAUCCUCAGAGAGGUUUCAAUAAAUGAUGAUGAUGUUGAGAAGCUCAUUAUUGGCUGUCCUCACCUUCUCAAGCUGACAUUGCUGAGCAUAUCUGGGUUAAAACAACUAAGAAUCCGUUCAUCCAAUCUUGCUGGAUUGCUGAUAGACUGUGGAAUUCAAGAUAUUGUUGUUCGAUUUGCUCCAUCUUUGGUUAUGAUCAGUAUUGCUAUCGCUUUCCUGGGGCCAAGAAUGGUGAUCACUCUCAAUUGGUACAGUGUUAUUCGCUGUUUGUCCGGUUUGAUUUCCCUUGAAAAACUGAUUUUAUCUGGAGACUUUAUUAAGCACUUGGCCAAUAAUUAUGGACUUGAUAAUUUUCCAUUGAGGAAUGAUACUCUUACGUCUCUUAUCCUUCACAAUAUAAGAUUCGACGCGAUUGAAGUGUUCCGGGUUGCCCUUUCUCUGCUAAGCUCCUCCCCAAACAUCAAAAAUUUCCGCCUUGUUGUUGAAUCAGCCAAAGGUCCGAAGCUGAUCACAAAUUUCUUUAAGGAAAUUCGAGGACAAUUCUGCUUCUCUGAGCUCCAAUCAAUGACAGUGGUAUAUCCUAUGAGUGUGGGCAUGGGAUCUACUAUGAACUUUAUCGAAUUCGUUAUUGCUCAUUCCCCAAACCUCAAGUUUUUAAACAUCGAAAAGGGAGGGACAGAUAUGAAUGAUAUCCGGGCUGCCAGGAUGUUUGCGCGGUUCAAUAAAUUAUGCCUGCAUGCUGAAAUUCAUUAUAAACAUCGUGAGAGGCUUCUUCCUUAUGUGUGAUGAUAUCUGAUGAACGAGUUGGUGGUUGGGAAUCAAGCUCACGAGUCAUUGCUUCAGCAAGAUGAUCUCUGGUAGUAAGAGAAACUCUUUAAUUUGCUUUAUAAUGCAAUCUUGAAUAAGUGUAGACAGUACUCCGAUUGCUUCACUAUUUAAACUUUGAAAGUGUAAUAUGUCGUUUUUUAUCCUCUCUUUAGUACUUUUCACUGGUGGGAAGACGUUUUUAUGUUAUGUUAUUGUGUUUUUAUGAACUA
Molecule: messenger RNA, 2440 nt
Organism: Beta vulgaris subsp. vulgaris (sugar beet)
Lineage: Eukaryota; Viridiplantae; Streptophyta; Magnoliopsida; Caryophyllales; Amaranthaceae
Product: F-box/FBD/LRR-repeat protein At1g13570
Exons: 6
Coding region: 891-2189 (432 amino acids)
Molecular function (GO): protein binding
Source: RefSeq, a predicted model, not a curated record